ACUCGAUUGACGUAGCUUCCGCCCCCCGUUUCCCUGCCUGUGGCCCUCCCGGCCAAGCCCUAGGCCGCCCACCCCUCAAGCAGCCCCCGCCAGCACACGCCGUAGCCCUCCACCUUGGGGUUUAAAGGGUCCCCUGCUGCCGACCAAACGAAAGCCGACGCAAGGGAAGCAAAGCGAGAUGGCGAAGGAGCUGCCGCACGAGACUUACAUGAAGCGAGCCAUCGAGCUGUCGGCCAAGGCGGGCCUGGAGGAGCAGACAGGCGGCUGCUUUGGCGCGCUGAUCGUGGACAAGGAGACGGGGGAGGUGGUGGGUGAGGGCUACAACAAGGUCAUCCUCAACAAUGACCCCACCUGGCACGGCGAGAUGGAGGCGAUCCGCGAGGCGUGCAAGGCGCGCGGCUCGCCCCACAUCCCCGGCACCGUCUGCUACACCUCCGCCCAGCCCUGCCCCAUGUGCUACACAGCCAUCAUGUGGGCCCGGGUGGACCACGUCUACUACGGGGCCACCUACGAGGAUGUGAUGGAGAACGGCAAGUUUGAGGACUCCGACUUCCUGGGCGAGCUGCGCAAGCCGGACGACCAGCGGGCGAUCAAGUGCGAGAUUGUGUGCCGGGAGGAGGCGGUGGAGGUGUGGCGCAAGUACCGGGUGCUGGCCGAGAAGGGCCUGGUCAAGCACUACUAGCAUUACCAUCGCCAGCACCUAUGGAGGCGGGGCGCUGCCCUGGCGCGCCGGGCACAGCUCCACGGCAGGCGGGUGCAGCGCUGCUGAGGUGGAGCGCCUUCCCGGCGCUCCGAGAGCAGCCGCGUGCAGCCCGGCCGCUGGCGCUGUGAGACCAGCUAGGCUGGAAGCUGGCAGCAACCCUGCGCCAUCUGUCCACCAUACCCCCAACACCCCAAGACACUGCUCCGCCAUAUCCACUACUCCGCUGUCUCUUUUCCUGCACCCCACCCACCCAUGCACCGCCGCCCUGGCUUUCCUGCGGUUGAUCGCCCCGGGCUGCCGGCGGCGCCACGGUACAGCCCAGGACCGUCCUCAGCUACCUGUCGAACUGCCGCCAGCGCCCGUGCAGCGCGACCACCUCAACGCCGCCAUUGACCACACUCCCCAUCUGCUUUUCCUGCCGCCGGCCCGUAAGGCACCCCACCGUG
Chlorella variabilis is the source of this 1149-nucleotide messenger RNA. RefSeq lists its product as hypothetical. The coding region runs from base 179 to 682 and encodes 167 amino acids. The transcript is spliced from 5 exons. The record is from RefSeq and is a predicted model, not a curated record. Gene Ontology annotation, molecular function: guanosine deaminase activity; zinc ion binding. Gene Ontology annotation, biological process: purine nucleoside catabolic process. Lineage: Eukaryota; Viridiplantae; Chlorophyta; Trebouxiophyceae; Chlorellales; Chlorellaceae.